Messenger RNA from Belonocnema kinseyi, 1346 nucleotides. RefSeq lists its product as uncharacterized. The record is from RefSeq and is a predicted model, not a curated record. Bases 1 to 1191 code for a protein of 396 amino acids. The transcript is spliced from 5 exons. Lineage: Eukaryota; Metazoa; Arthropoda; Insecta; Hymenoptera; Cynipidae.
AUGGCGAAUAUCUGCGAGACGGAAGUUAUAGAGGAAGUGGCUCUUGCAGGAAGCAACGUGGAAUACGUCUCUCCAGGGAGCCACACGAACAAGAACGCGAACGGGAACAUUAUCACUCUGACGCUAAAAAAUAACCACCUCAUCGUAGAGACCGAAGAACGAGCGGUGACGAUGGAAGACAACAUGAGCAGAAAAUACCAGGACGAUGGUUGCUCCUUUAUGGUGGAGGUUCAGCCUGGCUACCAGAGCGAUGAAGCUGAUGUCAAUAGGGGAUCAUCUGACGACAUGCCCGGAAAGGUAACCGAUCAGCAAGCACUGGUGCAUCGAGAGGAAAUUCCUGAAGAUCACCCCUGCGGUUUUGAAAACACGAAGCUGUUCGGGAGCACCAACACUGGCCUUUCGCAAUCGGACUUAUCUAUUUGCAGUCAAGGUUCAGUUAAUCCGAGUUAUCGAUACGGAAAUCAAUUGGAGUACGAUGCUGGCCAUUUUGGCUACACUAUUUACGAUUCUGAUUAUCAAUCACGGAAACUCGAGGGUUCUUCAAAAUGGGUUGAAUUCGAUAAAUCACCGGACACUGAAAAAACUUUACUGAAUGAUUUCAAAUCACCAAGAAUAGAAAAGGACACCAGUGAUAAUGUUUCUUUGCAAGGAAAGCAGAAUAGUUUAAAAUCCUCUCAGGAAUCUGGUUCGUCUUUAGAGCAUCAGGAUUCCAGUGACAGAAGUGUUUCCACUGUCACAGUCAGGUCAAAUCCCAAUCUUCAGGUGAAUGGCACAACUCCAAAUAAGUUGGAGCUAAUGGAACAGAAAGCUCUAACAAACGAUUUUGGGAAAAAAGAGAUAAUAACGAAGCCCAUAAUCACAGGUGCAAUUCUCAAAGAAGAUGUUGCUCAGGAAGAUACCUUUCAGGAGCAGCAGAGGAAGCUGGGUAACGGUACACUGACCCCGGAGCACCACAAGGCCGAUAGGGUGAAAGAUCAGAAGCCGGAGAGCAGUACUUUCGUACCCUGCCACAAGCGAACCGGAAGCAUUCCACCGCGACUGAUCGAGGAGACCUUGGAACUAGAGCGAAAGAAGUCACUGGAUAUAUACAGUCAGAUCAAGACCAGCACCAAGAGCAUACUACCGGUGCUAAGUCCCAAGUUUGAACUUCUCCAGAACGAGGUCAGCCCGAUCGAGGAAAAGGAAAGUUAAUCCCAUCUGAAAGAUUGCACCAGGGUCUUUCACCUUUGAAGUUGUAUGAUGCACGCAUUGACAAGCGCGAUGGAGUUGGUAUUAGGAGAUACAAAUGUGUUGGUUCAGAAACUGGGUUGGACUUCUUCCUUAUUAAGUAGCUGUGACCAACGGAC